Amphiprion ocellaris (clown anemonefish) is the source of this 5169-nucleotide messenger RNA. It is a transcript of the gene prom1a, whose product is annotated as prominin 1a. The record is from RefSeq and is a predicted model, not a curated record. NCBI's taxonomy places the organism in Eukaryota, Metazoa, Chordata, Actinopteri, Pomacentridae. The transcript is spliced from 30 exons. Gene Ontology annotation, molecular function: cholesterol binding. The coding region runs from base 360 to 3014 and encodes 884 amino acids. Gene Ontology annotation, cellular component: apical plasma membrane; microvillus; prominosome.
GCGGCGCAUUCCCGUGCGCACAGAUGCUGGAGUGGAAGCGACCGGCGCGCUCCUCUCAGCGGGACUGAACGCAUCGAAGAGCGGAGACCGGAGGAGAGGAUCACCCGGUGUGUGUCCGUCCAGGAGCCUCAGACCGCGGUUAGCGAUGCCGAGAACAAGUCGCUCCGCGGGCAGCAGGACUUAAAAAGCUGUGGUCCAUCCACUGGAACACUUUUCUACCUACUCUGGCCCCUUCCCCUCUCUGUCUCCCUCCGCUCUGAUAAGAACCACAAGAACCCAGGCGCUCCUCGUCCAGUUUGCUCGCUCUUCGAGUCUCGAACCGCAGUUUGACAACAGGUCGAGGUUCGGUUUUGGACACGAUGUGGAUCACCGGGACUCUGAUGCUGCUGCAGGCGCUAUCGGCGUCCGGAGAACUCCAGCAAGAGACGGAGCCGCGGAGACUCCCACCUCCGGGAAAGUUGGAUUUCGGUUAUGUGCCUGCGGGAGUUUACGAGACACUCGCCCAUUACGAGCCGGGACCGAUCGGGAUUCUGUUCCACAUGGUACACGCCUUUCUGUACGCGGUGCAGCCCAACGCUUUCCCGCAAGAUCUCAUUGUCAAACUGGCGAAGGACAAGUUCGGGGCCAUUCAGACAGAAUACCAAAAGCCAGAGAACAUUGUGCUGACCCUCCAGGCCAUCUACUACGAGAUAGGCUUCCUAGUGUGUGCGGCGGUGGGCCUGCUGUUCGCCAUUCUCUUGCCGAUAGUCGGCCUCUUCUUCUGCAUGUGCCGCUGCUGUGACAACUGCGGCGGCGAGAUGCACCAGCGCCAGAGGAAGAACGCAGACUGCCGGCGAGGCCUGCUGGGAACUCUACUCUUCUCCACCUCACUGGUUAUCACGAUUGGAGUUCUGUGUGCGUAUUCUGCCAACCAGAACCUGAGCUCUCAGGUGAAGAACAUCCGGCGACUGGUCAACAGCAACAUGAGGGACCUGCACACCUUCGCUAAUGACACGCCAAUGCAAAUUGAUUACCUAAUAUCCCAAUACGCCACCGCCAAGAACAAAGUCAUCUAUGACCUAGAUAACAUAGGUCCAUUAUUGGGUGGAAGGAUACAUGAUCAGUUGGAUAAGGAGGUCCAUCCUGCCUUGGACCAGGUGCUCAAUAUGGCUGGAGUGAAAAUCGAGAGAGCCAUCAAAGCCAUGCGAGAAACAAAAGAGGCCCUGGAGAACGUUAGUGUGUCUCUGGAGGUCCUCCAGGAAGGAACAGGGAAACUCAACUUCAACCUGAGUUUAGUCCGGACCAGUAUCAACCGAACCCUCAACGACCCCGGCUGUCACGACGAGGAGUCAGACGCCACCACUGCCCAGCUGUGCCGUAACAUCCGCCAGUCACUGUCCCAGCUGCAGAUUAGUGCUAAUUUCACACGGCUACCCAAUGUGAAUCCUCAGUUGGAAAAGGUGAACGAUGUAUCGAAAACAGACCUUAGCACCAUCGUCCAGAGGGGCUUCUCCUCUUUGAACAACACACCACAUAUGGUGGUCGAACAGACCAGAAGUGUCGUUGAGAAUGUACAGAAUCUGGUGGAUGGCAUUGGCAAUAACAUCAGCAGCUUUUCCAAGGCAUUCCCAGUGCAGAGCUGCCUGUCCAACUUCACUAUCUUCGUUAGCCAUGCGCAUGCCAAGAUCGAGGACUACUACCCUGAAAUUGACAAGAUGGAUUUCUACAGGUGGAUUGGCUGUAUUGCUCUUUGCUGCAUGGUGGUCCUGGUCCUGGCCUUCAACUACCUGGGCCUGCUGUGUGGCACUCUGGGAUACGACAAACAUGCCUCACCUACAACACGAGGCUGCAUCUCCAAUACAGGAGGAACAAUGCUUAUGGCCGGCGUUGGAUUUAGCUUCAUCUUCUCCUGGGUGCUGAUGGGUGUGGUGACCAGUCUCUUCCUGGCGGGAGGGAACAUGGAGAAACUUGUUUGUGAACCAUUCCAGAGCAAAGAGCUCUUCAAGGUUGUGGACACCCCGUAUCUAAUCCACCCAGAGUGGAAGAACUUCAUCCCUGGCUACAUGUACAACGACUCCGACCUGGAACUGACGGCAGAGAGCUUGUACAGUACAUGCAAGCAGAACAAAGGCAUCUACUCUGCCUUGCGUCUGGACAAAGUCUUCAACAUCUCCUCUUUCCUGAACACCACAGUGUUCACUAAGGAUGUGGUCGGUCAGCUGGACAGUGUUAAGAUCGACCUGAGAGGAAUAAUCCUGUUAGAGGCAGAGGGGAAGCAGAACCUCCUGGAUUUCUCUGAAGCAGGGCUGUCAGAAAUCAACUACGCCGACUACCUGGAAGAGGUAAAUAAAGGAGUCACUGUAGUGGAUCUGCUCUCAUUUGCCAGAGAGCUUGAAGCCCAGACAGACCUCAUGCCCAGAGGCCCUCUGCACACUGCUCUGAAGGGCCACAUCAGCACUCUGCGGCAGAUCCACAGACAACAGAUCAUCCCUAUGGAGCAAGCCAUGAAAUAUGUUAGAGCAAGGAGUGCACUGAACCAGAGUAUGAGGUUCCUGGAGAGAACGGCUUCUGACCUCCCAAACAAAGUCUUAGCUAUUCUUGAUGCCAUUGAAGCUGCCCAGUACCUCAUCUCCCACAAUGCUACACAUUUAAUAAGUCAGGAAACAGGAAAAUACACAGCGACCAUUGUCGGCUACUUCCAUCAAUACACAGAGUGGGUCAAAACAUCUCUGGCCAUGGAGGUCGCACCAUGCAAGCCGUUCAGCAACAUGGUGGACACAGCGGAAAUCAUGGCCUGUAGCUUCUUGGUCGACUCUAUGAACACUUUCUGGAUGGGUCUGGGCUGCAGCACUCUCUUCCUGCUCCCGAGCAUCAUCCUGGCAGUGAAACUAGCAAAGUAUUACCGCAGGAUGGACACAGAGGAUGUUUACGAUGACAUUGAGACAAUUCCCAUGAAAACAGUCAGCCAAAGUCCGAUGAAUGUACACCUGAUCAUUUUGUUCAGAGAGAGGCAAGCAUGUCAAGCUUUGGUGUGACGCUGGAAAUGCUGCUCCUUUGAUUUUCUCCUGAAUCUAACAAAACGUCUAACCGCAUGUUAUAUAUUUUUAAGUUUCAUUUGGACGGGGAUGAGUUUGGCCAACCAACCUACUGUAACAGAAGCUAUAGGCAGAGAGCAAAAUAGCUAAAUUAUAGACAAGACCAGUCACUAGCUGGGUCUUAGUGCCACAAUUAUCCCUCAUGUCGUCUUUGAAACUUGUUAAACUAUACGAGAGCGGUUUCAUUCCAAGAGGAACUAUUCACAUUUUGAACUAGUGAUGCCUUCCUGGAAAGCAAAAAAUUAAUUAAAAACAAUGACACUAUUUUUGAUGUUUUUCAGAUUUUUUCUUAAAAUGCAAAAAAGUUAUGGAAUGAAACCCACAAAUUACUGUCCAAAAAGAAGGGGCAGUAAGUAAUCUAUAUAACCUCAGCUGACCUCUAUCUACAGUCAGUAAGUACUGAAACACUGACACUUAAUGAGAUUACACUGUGUUAGUCUGAAGAAAGUAAUACAUUUAAGUUGGUUAGGACUUGUAACUUUAAAAAAGCUGACAGAAAUAUGUCCACUAAAAUAUUUGAAGCAACAGAAGUCAGAGAAUUUUUGCAGCAAUCUUUGGCAAUCCACACAUAUUGACAACCUGACAAAUAUUCUUAUUUGGAGCUUUCAGAAAUUUACUUAACGCCCCUUUAACUGGCUGUAGAGUUUGACGUCGGAGGAUGUUGAUGCAGCUGUUUUGCUCUCUGUCUUGUGAACCGCUUGUCUUUCUCCUCUUUGUCAAAUAAAAGACGAGAAGCAAGCAACAGUUUCACUAAAUGGUGAUGACUUAAUUCAAUUUCCUGUCUGUGGCUGUUAAUUUUGUGCCCUGUGUGUGUGUGUUUGUGUGUGUUUCUAUGCCUGUAGCAUCCCUACCUAUGAAACCAUGAACAGGUUCCCGCGGGCCUCGGCUCCUCCGAGGCACAUCGACUGGUGACAGACAGCCAGCUCUUGUUCUGGCUCCUGAAAGCUUGUUUUAGUGCUUUUAUGCUCGCAGGAAAACCAUCAUGUGCCCUCGAAAACUGGAACUAAAACACACCAUACUGCUCAUUUCCCAAUUCCUUGGACCAGACGAAGUUCAAUAAAAGCUGGUUUCUUUAAAACAAAGCAAGAACACACAAAGUCCUGCAGAUGCUUAUAUCUUCAAUGAUCACCUGAACUUUUUUAUUCAGGCCAAUCACAGCCUUCAGUGCGGUUACUGCCUGCAGGACGUCAAACUCUUCUCCCCUCAGCAUCACUCUGAGCCAGGCUUGUUCUGCAUUUUUCAAAAGACUGCUGUGUCUGCGUUUACAUUUGUUCGGAUACAAAACAAAGCUGAAAAAACAUUCAGUGAGAGGACAUAACAUUAACUGUGAUGCUUAUUCGUUCAAAUGUUCUUAUUUGUGCUUAAGAAAACAGUGGCUGAAAGGUCACCUGAAGGACAUAGCAAGGUGAUAGAAGACUUUUUUUUUCUUCCUGCACAUAAAAUGGAUGUGGCACUUUCAACCCAGAUAUAACAGAGUGAAAAUACACCUGUGACAAAAGCUGCAAAUCUGCAUGAUGUGUAGUGUGUUCAAAAGUGCUGCUUUGUUGAAGAUGACACAUCCUUUUUACUUGCAGUAUGUGUUGGAUGGCGAUUGCAUGGUAUCUUAAUGACUGAAAACUGGAAGAUUUGAACAAAAUGGUAAAAUACAGAGACAUGUUGGGGGAUAUCUUAAGAAAAGUUAGCAUGGCUGUUAAAAAUGUUUACAGUAUUACAAGAAAGUUUGUCUUUGCUGGUUUGGGGCACAUUGCAAAUGACAGGCUGCCUUUCAGAAGUAUAUUUUACCCUGGCAUUUGGCAGAUUUGCUCCUUUUCAAAAGAGAAAAUCCACCAUCAGAUGCUGUUACGCUGCUGAUAAUCCACAAUCUGGGAAUUAUUUUGUUGUACAGUGUUUAAAAGUUACUCCUCAUAUUUUUUAACCAUAAGAAAUUUCCUUAAAUCUCUGCCAUCUACUUUCGAGCUGGAUGUUAUUUCCCUAUAUACCCUACAAUGCAAUGUCUUUUAACAACAACUAAAGUGGCCAAGAAAUGCAUUUAAAGAUGAUAAGAUGAAAAUAAGAUGGCUUGAUGUGGCAAUGCAUUAUGGUCUACUAGGGUGAU